AUGUCUCAAGGCUGGGUCAACGCCGUCUACUACCCCAACUGGCGCGUCUACAAGAACCAGACACCGGCCUGCCUGCCGACGAACGCCGUCACCCACGUUUUAUACGCCUUCAUCAAAGUCAACACGGACGGGACGCUGAAGCUCACCGACGACUGGGCGGAUACCCAAAUCGCCGUGGACGGCACCAGGGGAUGUCUCUCAGCCCUCGCUAACCUCAAGGCCUCGGCCCCGCACAUCCGCACACUCAUCUCCGUCGGCGGCGGCGGCGGGAGUGCCGAGUUUCCGGCCCUGGCCGCCAAUCCGGCCGCUCGCGCCCGUUUCGCCCACGAGAUCAAGGGGUUUUGCGACAAGUACCAGCUCAAUGGUGUCGAUAUUGACUGGGAGCAUCCGAGCGACGCCAAGCAAGGCCAAGACUACAUUGCCCUCUUGAGCGAAAUCCGCCGCUACAUGCCGGCGGGCUGGUACCUCCUCACCUCGGCGCUGCCGCAGGGCCAGUACGUCCUGAGGAACAUCGACCUCAGACGGGCGGCGGCCCUGCUCGACUACCUGAACCUCAUGUGCUACGACCUGACGGGGCCCUGGACCGAGGUCUCGGGCAACCACGCGCAGCUGUUGCCUCCCCGGAGCCUGGCGAGCAACAACCCCUGCCUCCGGGCGGCGUGCGCUGACGGUGUCCACUAUGUGAUCCAAAGCGGGUUCCCGAGCCGCAAGGUGCUGCUCGGGAUCCCCGCAUACGCGCGCACGUUCCCGCGGGCCAGAGGCCCCGGUGGGCCGUCCAAGGACGCGGGCGAGGUGGAUUACUGCGACAUGUCGGACGAGAUGGUGGACCGGGCGACGGUGGACGCCACGGCUGCGGCGGCGUCGUAUGUCGACGCCGAGCACGGCUUCAUGACGUUCGACGUGCCGGGAACGGUGGCCAUCAAGGCCCAGUAUGCCAAGAGCAUGGGCCUCGGCGGGCUCUUUUACUGGACCGGCGUCGGGGACCGUAAGGGAAGGCAGAGCCUGGUGCAGGCCGGCUUCAACGAGCUGAACGGCUUUAGGUAG
Colletotrichum graminicola M1.001 is the source of this 1044-nucleotide messenger RNA. Its product is annotated as glycosyl hydrolase family 18. Lineage: Eukaryota; Fungi; Ascomycota; Sordariomycetes; Glomerellales; Glomerellaceae. Gene Ontology annotation, molecular function: chitinase activity; chitin binding. Bases 1 to 1044 code for a protein of 347 amino acids. The transcript has 2 exons. The record is from RefSeq and is a predicted model, not a curated record. Gene Ontology annotation, cellular component: extracellular region. Gene Ontology annotation, biological process: chitin catabolic process; carbohydrate metabolic process.